Messenger RNA from Suillus discolor, 696 nucleotides. RefSeq lists its product as uncharacterized. The record is from RefSeq and is a predicted model, not a curated record. The coding region runs from base 161 to 523 and encodes 120 amino acids. NCBI's taxonomy places the organism in Eukaryota, Fungi, Basidiomycota, Agaricomycetes, Boletales, Suillaceae. The transcript has a single exon.
CUAAGACCCGCGCUCUUACCCGUACCCCAGCUAUACCCGUGCCUUCCAUAAACGCGAUACUUCCCGUGUGCAUGCUACAACCGGCACCACCACCAAGCACUCACCUGCUAACACACCACCACCAGCAUCCUCGCGUUCGGCAGCACUCGCUGCACCCCCCAUGCCAAUUCUUCUGGCACCCGUUCUAAUGCCACUAAGCACGUCAAUGGACGCCCUCAGCCAGCAACCACCACCACCAUUCACACGUUCCUCGACGCCGGCACCACCACCACCAUCGCUAGCAGCUCCCUUCCCACAGCAACAACCACCUCCAUCCAGGACGCCACCAGCAGCUCCCACCUCAUGCUACCAACCACCAGCAUCGAGCGUCUGCGCCCAGAGCAUGCCAGCGAAUGCUGGCGUGGCUCAAACACAUACGGAGGAUACGAGGACGAGGAAAGAAGGGAAAGAGAAGGAAGUGAGAAGGAAAAGAGGAGGAAUGAGAGGAGGAAGGAAGGAUCUUGUCAGUAAGUUGCCGUCCUGACUCUGCCCCCAUUUUCUGCAAUGAGGAUGCAACGCCCGACACGUCACACUCUCGCGCCACCACACCACCAUCUCCCAUUUCGACACGCUCACCUUCGACUUCAAUCGUACGCGACACACCACCUGCCACGACAUCAGCGUCUAUUUCGACGCGUCCGUCAUUCGCGCUGUGCC